CGCCCACAGCCUUCGGCCGCACCGGCUGUUCACCUUCUCGAAUUUCUUGUACUUCUUCUACCUCGUUCGUCGACAUGUCCGGCCGUGGCAAGGGAGGCAAGGGGCUCGGCAAAGGCGGAGCUAAGCGCCACCGCAAGGUCCUUCGCGACAACAUCCAGGGCAUCACUAAGCCGGCGAUCCGCCGCCUCGCCCGACGCGGCGGCGUCAAGCGCAUCAGCGGUCUCAUCUACGAGGAGACCCGCGGCGUCCUCAAGAUCUUUCUCGAGAACGUCAUCCGCGACGCCGUCACCUACACCGAGCACGCCCGCCGCAAAACCGUCACCGCCAUGGACGUCGUUUACGCCCUCAAGCGCCAGGGCCGCACCCUCUACGGUUUCGGCGGCUGAUACUUUCCUAUUCUCCAGGGUUAGGGUUUGCACUAAGAUGUAGCUCCUGAAUCAUGUAAUCAAACAUGUGAAUGCGUUUUUUUUCCUAUCAAGGAUGCACUGCUCAACUCGUUUAAAUUCCCUACAA
Messenger RNA from Zingiber officinale, 513 nucleotides. RefSeq names its product histone H4. The transcript has a single exon. The record is from RefSeq and is a predicted model, not a curated record. Gene Ontology annotation, biological process: nucleosome assembly. Gene Ontology annotation, cellular component: nucleosome. Lineage: Eukaryota; Viridiplantae; Streptophyta; Magnoliopsida; Zingiberales; Zingiberaceae. Gene Ontology annotation, molecular function: structural constituent of chromatin; protein heterodimerization activity; DNA binding. The coding region runs from base 75 to 386 and encodes 103 amino acids.